Molecule: messenger RNA, 381 nt
Organism: Saprolegnia parasitica CBS 223.65
Lineage: Eukaryota; Oomycota; Saprolegniomycetes; Saprolegniales; Saprolegniaceae
Exons: 2
Coding region: 1-381 (126 amino acids)
Biological process (GO): transmembrane transport
Molecular function (GO): transmembrane transporter activity
Source: RefSeq, a predicted model, not a curated record
AUGAAAGGCGGCUCAUUUUGCCACGCGAUUGUCGACGCAUUCAACCUCGUGGCCGCCAACCUCGGCCGCAUUGGUACGCAAAGCAUCGUCGCUACCUACGUCUUGUUCAUGGGAAAGCUGCUCAUCACGGCCUUGUGCGUUCUCGGUAUGUACGCCUUCGAGGCGUCACACGCAUCGUUGCACCUCACAAGCCCGUUCCCGCCGCUCAUCGCGACCGGUCUUUUGGCUUACGCGAUCUCGUGCCUCUUUCUUGGAGACGAGAAAAUAAACCGCAGUACGGGUCAGUACUACGCAACGCCAGAAGUCCGCUCCUUUUUGGACGACUCGGCCAAGUUUGCUUUCAAGCACCACCUGCCCGACGGUCAAGAUGCAUCAGUGUAA